Molecule: messenger RNA, 3156 nt
Organism: Lotus japonicus
Lineage: Eukaryota; Viridiplantae; Streptophyta; Magnoliopsida; Fabales; Fabaceae
Exons: 1
Coding region: 1-3156 (1051 amino acids)
Molecular function (GO): RNA-DNA hybrid ribonuclease activity; nucleic acid binding
Source: RefSeq, a predicted model, not a curated record
AUGUGGAAGCAAGAGGAACAAUACUGGGGCCAAAGAUCAAGACUUAAAUGGAUCCAAUUUGGUGAUAAGAACCCAAAAUUCUUCCAUGCUACUACAGUCCAACGAAGAGACCGCAAUCGACUUGAGCGUCUAAAGGAUGAUAAUGGAACAUGGAGAGAGGGCAAGUCUCAGAUUCUUGAGGCUUUCCACCAGCACUAUAGCAAUAUUUACAAAUCAGAGGGUACUCAACAAAUUGACAGAUGCUUGGGGAGCGUUCCAAGAAAGGUUACAGAUGAGCUAAACGAGUUGCUUAUUGAGGAAGUUUCCUAUGAAGAGAUUGUUGAAGCCCUAAACAGUUUGGGGAGUAUGAAAGCCCCUGGGCCAGAUGGUUUUAAUGGGCUCUUUUUCAAAAGCCAUUGGAACUCUAUUAAGGAUGAUGUGUGUGCAGCUAUCCAAAAUUUUUUUAGGGAGGGUGACCUGCCUACUGACAUAAAUGAAACUGUGGUUGCACUAGUACCAAAAGUUCCUGGGCCGGAGAAUGUUGUCCAAUUCAGGCCCAUUAGCUGUUGUAAUUUUCUUCUUAAAAUGGUGACUAGAAUUAUGGUCAUACGCCUAAAAGGUGCUUUGAAUGACCUGAUUACACCAAAUCAGAGUGCUUUCGUGGGAGGCAUGAUGAUUCAAGACAAUAUCCUAGUUGCUCAAGAGGUCUUCCAUGGGCUCAAGAAAAGGGGGAAGGAAUUGAAGGAUUUCUUGGCAAUAAAAUUGGACUUGAGCAAAGCGUAUGAUAGAUUGGAGUGGGUGUUCUUAGAGAGAGCCCUCUUGGCCUAUGGCUUCCAUGAGAAGUGGGUGACACAAGUCAUGAGAGUGGUGAGAGGGGUUACGUACAAGUACAAAAUUAAUGGCCACCUUGGCAAGAAACUUAUUCCUGAAAGAGGCCUAAGGCAGGGGGACCCCCUCUCCCCCUAUCUCUUUGUCCUAGCAGUUGAUGUUUUGUCUCAUAUGCUUAUCCAAGCACAAAGAGAUGGCAGAAUUGAAGGCCUCCAACUUGCCCCAACGGCUCCUAAACUAACUCAUUUAUUUUUUGCAGAUGACUCCCUCCUUUUUGCCAAAGCCUCUGAUCAAGAAGCCUACCAAAUUGUUGACAUCUUAAACACUUUCUCCUUGGCCUCAGGACAGCGAAUCAACACUAGCAAAUCUGGAAUAAUUUGCAGCCUCUUUUUACACCAGCAACAGAAACUGAGUUAUGCCAAUAUCCUUAAAAUGGAAGUCUGGGAUAAUCCGGGAAAAUACCUAGGGCUUCCAGCUACAUGGGGGAGAAACAAAACCAACUGCCUAGAUUGGGUUAAGGAGCGGAUUAUGGGCAAGAUGGAAGGGUGGAAAGAAUCCCUUUUGAACCAAGCGGGAAAGGAAGUACUAAUUAAAGCUGUUAUCCAAGCAAUUCCUACCUAUGCUAUGGCUGUAGUGAAGUUCCCUAAGACCUUUUGUUCCUAUCUGAAUGCUGCAGUUGCAAGGUUCUGGUGGAGGAAUCAUGGCAGGGACAAAGGUAUACACUGGAAGAGUUGGAACUGCUUAUCCAAGAGAAAAAGUGAGGGUGGUAUGGGUUUCAGGGAUUUCAUAUUUCAGAAUACCUCCUAUCUUGCUAAACAGGCCUGGCGCAUGAUAUCUAACCCUGAUGCACUCUGGGUCUCUGUACUCAAGGUAGUUUACUACCCCUCUAGUGACUUCUUUGAAGCUCACAAAGGAAGGUCUUCCUCUUGGAUCUGGAGUAGCUUGCUAGAGGGAAGGGAUUUUUUAGCAAGGAAAGGGAGAUGGGCAGUGGGGAAUGGUAAAGAUAUUAAUAUCUGUGAUGAUGCCUGGCUGUGGAAUGGUGAAAUAAUCAAGGGAACUGGGCCUCAACCUAACUUGAAAGUAAACCAUCUCAUCAUCCCUAAUGGAGGUGGCUGGGAUAGGACCAAGGUUUCCCAGUUGUUCCCCCCUCAAUUGGCUAUCAAGAUCAUGCAGACCCCUGUUGGUCUCACAGGGUGUAGUGAUAAAUUUCUCUGGCCUCAUACUAAGUCAGGGGAUUACAGCAUAAAAACUGGUUAUCAUAUAGCUAGAUUGGAAUGUAUCAACAACACGGCACAAGCUACAUCUUCCUACAUUAUUCCAGAGGCAACUUGGAAACUUAUAUGGAAGAGCAAUCUUCCCCAGAAAAUCAAAGUCUUCCUAUGGAAAUCAUGCAACAACGCUCUUGCUGUUAAAGAUAACCUAUACAGAAGAAAGAUCCCAGUUGACAGAUCUUGCCCAAUCUGCUUAAGUGAGCCUGAGACUAUAGAGCAUGCUCUACUGCUCUGUCCUUGGACUAGAGCUGUUUGGUUUGGGGCCCCCUACCCAAGAUUUAUCAAUAGAGAGGGACUUGGUACCUUUGACCACUGGCUACUGCAAAUGUCCCAAGCACUCAGAGGAGAUGGGCCAACACAAGAGGAGGAGUGGUCCACCCUGUGCUACACCAUCUGGGCCAUUUGGAAGGGUCGUAACAAGGCGGUCUUCAGUUCUGAAGAACCAAACCCUGUAGCAACCAUUCAACAAUUAAAAUUCAUGCUUGCAGAUUCAAGUUCAUACAGGGCGAGCAUACCAGAAAAACUGAAUACCAGAACAGGAAACACACAUAACAGGCAAAGGGACCACUCUUGGGUACACCCUCCACAAGGAAUAAUUAAAAUUAAUGUUGAUGCAAGUAUCAAGGAUCCGAAUCCCUCUUGCUGCUUGGGUGUUGUAGCGAGAGACCAUACGGGCAUCCUGAUCAUGGGAGCUGCGAUGAGAAGCUUUGCCUCUUCCCCUGCUUCUGCAGAAGCUCUUGCCCUUCGAGAGGGAGUUAUCCUGGCUGCAAACCUUGGUUGGAACAGGAUCUUGGUCGAAUCUGACUGCUUAGCCCUUGUAGAGACUUGCAAGGGAAACAUGCAACUAGCUGAAGUCAGAGCCAUUAUGGAUGAUGUCUAUGAAUUAAGAAAGCAUUUCAAUUACUGUGAAUUUAGGUGGACUAACCGUGCAUGCAACACCCCUGCCCAUCUGGUAGCUCAACUGGCUUACCACAAUGAACUCAAUAGCAACUGGAUCUUCUCGCCUCCUCUGCCGAUCGCAAGAGCCCUUACACAAGACGCUCGCGGAAUUCCCCCAAGGUGUUUUGCUGCCCCCUGA